AUGCAGUACGCGCCAUAUGCGUCCGAUAUCGAGUUGCCGUUCUAUACGGCACUCGCCUCACAUAAGAUCAACCACGAUAAGCUAGAUGACUCCGCCCGAUCCGUUCUGGGGCUCUAUGAGAUCCGCUCCACCGAUGCAGACAAUGCGAGCUGUCGGAUUCAGAUCCAUGGAAAUGCUCUGGUGACCACCGAAGCACCGGCGGCUUAUUACCGUGCAGAAGGUAUGAUCAAGAAUGUCAACACGAUCGAGGAUUAUCGCAACAUGGAUAAACCGCAAAUGAUUCUCCAGGCUGGGAAAACGAUCUGGGACGCCAUCAACGACGGUACCAUCUACUCCUGUCCGUCUUUGCUAUCGUCGUUCAUCAUUCUAUCCUUUGCCGAUUUGAAGAAAUAUAAGUUCUACUACUGGUUUGCAUUCCCUGCCAUCCACUCCGAUCCUUCCUGGGUCCCAGUGGCUUCGGCCGAAUCUCGUCAGGCCCAGGAUGCCAGUACACCUCUGGGCGAAUACCUCGCUUCUCAAGAUAGCGCCUGUUUGGUGGAUGCAGUGCAAACAUGGAGUUAUGGAGUCGAUAGUCGACAGCGUGGCUUUUUCUUAGCCCGAAAACUGCGCAGAACAUCUGGCAAUUCAUCUGGGAGCCCCUGGCGAAUUGCUGAGCUGUCGGAAUACGAGAAAGGCUUUUUCACAGGUGCAGCAUCCGAGGACCAGUAUGUCUGCUUCGCCGAUCCUUCCAAUUAUGAGAACGCGCCUGGCUGGAUGCUUCGCAAUCUGUUGGUUCUAGUAAAGCAGCGGUGGGGUCUGGAUCGGGUGCAGAUUCUACGGUAUCGCGACGUCCAAGCAAAGCGUGAUCAGGGUCGCAGCAUGGUGAUUCGUCUUGAGUCGAAGCCUGUCGGAGAUGAUGCAAGCCCGACUGCAAAAUCUCAGGAAACAACCAGCCAAAUGCCCAAAAUCACUGGCUGGGAGCGUAACCCAGCCGGAAAAUUGGCAGGGAGGAUCGUGAAUCUAACAGAAUAUAUGGAUCCUACGAGGCUGGCAGAUCAGUCGGUCGAUCUCAACCUCAAACUCAUGAAAUGGCGCAUCAGCCCGUCGCUGAAUCUCGAGAAGAUCAAGCAAACGAAAUGUCUUUUACUCGGGGCUGGCACUCUCGGGAGCUAUGUUGCCCGUAAUUUGUUGGGAUGGGGAGUGAAGAAAAUCACAUUCGUGGAUAAAGGCACUGUUUCAUUCUCUAACCCUGUCCGCCAGCCCCUCUUUACUUUUGCAGACUGCUUAAAUGGCGGUGCACCGAAAGCUCAUCGAGCAUCAGAGGCCCUGAAGGAGAUUUAUCCGGGGGUCGAGACAUCUGGACACCUUCUUUCGGUGCCCAUGGCUGGUCACCCGAUUAUUGACGAGGACGCGACGCGAGGAGAAUUCGAAGCUCUCCAGAAACUCAUUGACGAGCAUGAUGCCAUCUUCCUUCUUAUGGACACUCGAGAGUCGCGAUGGCUACCGACGGUGAUGGGCAAGGCAGCGGGGAAGAUUGUAAUGAAUGCGGCAUUGGGAUUCGAUUCUUUCGUUGUCAUGCGUCACGGAAUCUCCGAGACUGCAGAUGAACCGGCGGAUCUUGGAUGCUACUUCUGCAAUGACGUUGUAGCACCUGCCAACUCGAUCAAAGAUCAAACUCUCGAUCAACAAUGUACCGUCACUCGCCCAGGAGUUGCCGCAAUAGCCUCUGCGCUCCUCGUGGAACUUCUCGUCUCGAUCCUUCAGCAUCCACAGGGCGCCGCAGCACCAGCCCCAGUGACCCGCAGCGAUGAUCGAGGAGACCAUCCUCUGGGGCUUGUACCACAUCAAAUUCGAGGGUUCCUCGCAAACUUUGAAAAUAUCACCGUCACCGGCAAGAGCUACUCGUCCUGUAGCGCUUGUUCGGAUAAGGUGACCGAUGCAUACAAAGAACAAGGCUGGGGCUUUGUGCGAAAGGCCCUGAACGAGCGAGGGUACGUGGAGGAACUGAGCGGACUCAAGGAGGUCCAAGAGAAAGCCGAGGCAGCUUUGGCCGACGUUGAAUGGGACGAGGCCUCAGAUAAUGACGAGAUUGAGAUGCUGUGA
Penicillium cataractarum is the source of this 2082-nucleotide messenger RNA. RefSeq names its product putative autophagy ubiquitin-activating enzyme ApgG. Bases 1 to 2082 code for a protein of 693 amino acids. NCBI's taxonomy places the organism in Eukaryota, Fungi, Ascomycota, Eurotiomycetes, Eurotiales, Aspergillaceae. The record is from RefSeq and is a predicted model, not a curated record. Gene Ontology annotation, cellular component: cytoplasm; phagophore assembly site. Gene Ontology annotation, biological process: autophagy of mitochondrion; protein modification by small protein conjugation; piecemeal microautophagy of the nucleus. Gene Ontology annotation, molecular function: Atg12 activating enzyme activity; Atg8 activating enzyme activity. The transcript has 7 exons.